AUGCCUGAUCAGCUGCCCGACGUUUCCGGUCUUCUUGCCCUCCUGGAAAGGUACCGGGCCCCCAAGCCGUCCGGCCUUCCAGGAGGGUUCGCGACUGAAGAAGAGAUUGCCUUCGCCGAGAAGGACUCCCCCAUCAAGGGGGAGCGUAUUGCCCCUGGUCCUUGGCCAGACUUCUCCCAUCCCUCCUCCCCUCCUCUCCCUCCACCCUCCUCUGCCUCAUCCCCUCCUCCUCAGCGCCCUGGGAAGCGCAAGAG
Messenger RNA from Fusarium tjaetaba, 254 nucleotides. RefSeq lists its product as uncharacterized. The annotation marks the transcript as partial. NCBI's taxonomy places the organism in Eukaryota, Fungi, Ascomycota, Sordariomycetes, Hypocreales, Nectriaceae. The record is from RefSeq and is a predicted model, not a curated record. The transcript has a single exon.